Molecule: messenger RNA, 495 nt
Organism: Triticum turgidum subsp. durum (durum wheat)
Lineage: Eukaryota; Viridiplantae; Streptophyta; Magnoliopsida; Poales; Poaceae
Source: the annotation of a GenBank genome assembly
AUGUCGUCUGCCCUCUCGUUACCGGCGACGGUGCGGCCGGCAUCCACCGGGCCUGGGCGCCAGCUUUACGGGUCGCCGCAGCGCCACGGUCCGGUGCUCCGACCGAGGAGGCCGCAGGCCGUUCCGUGCCACGGUCUGCUGGCGCUGCAGCGGAGGACGAGGCGCUGCGGCGCUUCCGGGCAGGACCACUACGGGGGCGCGCUGGUGGACGAGGGCAUGGCGGUGCUCCGGCGGAGGAUCCGGGAGGCGCGGAUGGCGGAGACAAACUACGAGGCGCCGGCGGGAUGGGCGGACUGGGAGAAGCGCUACUACCCGGCCUACGUCUCCGACGUGUCCGCGCUCGCCGGAGCACUGCAGCUGCUGGCCAUGGGCACCAAGCCUGGCGUCGCUGCGGCCGUUGCCGCCAUGCUGCUCGCCGGAGUACCGAUCUCCGCUCUAGCAGUCCUGCACCUCCUCGGCCAGGCGGCGGGAUCCAUUCUGCACCAUGUGUCUUGA